AUGGAAGUUGGACGAUCGGCGAAAGCUCGCUGUCAGGCAGCGAUGGUGGCGUGUCUGUCCGAGACUCUCUCUUGUUCUCCACCUAAAAGCGCCAACUAUUCCAGCACUAAGUAUGCUCGUAUUAUUUGGUUUGAACCCCGUCAGACCAUCAAUCAGCGGCAGAGCCUGGAGACCUUUUUGGCGGUAGACCUCAACAGGGGCCCAGUUUCCGCAAGAGCGUUUCGUCAAAAUGACCCGUCGAAGUUACGCACGUACCAAUCAAUUCUCGUUGUUAAGCUCGGCCCUUCGGGAGACCAAAAGGGUCCACCAAACAGUCCAUCAAUCGCAGAACGACCAAUUGAAAUACCGAUCACAAUCCUGUGUGCUUCAGCGCAUUCAGCAUAUCCUUGA
Messenger RNA from Histoplasma mississippiense, 390 nucleotides. RefSeq lists its product with no specific name. The record is from RefSeq and is a predicted model, not a curated record. The coding region runs from base 1 to 390 and encodes 129 amino acids. NCBI's taxonomy places the organism in Eukaryota, Fungi, Ascomycota, Eurotiomycetes, Onygenales, Ajellomycetaceae. The transcript has a single exon.